Messenger RNA from Moneuplotes crassus, 584 nucleotides. The record is from the annotation of a GenBank genome assembly. NCBI's taxonomy places the organism in Eukaryota, Ciliophora, Spirotrichea, Euplotida, Euplotidae.
AUGGAAAUGGAUAACGUAUAUGAUUUAUGCCGUGGCUUCUACGCAGAUCAUUUUGAAGAUGAAAAUAAUUGAGGUUCGAUGUUGAAUUCCAACUUGAAUUUGAAUUACAGUAACCAAUACUAUAAAUCAAAUCUGAGCAUAUCUCAGAACACUAAUCAACCUCCUUCUCAAACGGCUCAGCCAGAUAAGCCAAUAACUGAUGGUGUGAUCUUUUCUAAAAUAUCAAAGCCACAAACUAUAACUCCGAACCAAGAGAAAACUUCUUCUGACAAUUACCAGUCUCGUCCCACAAAAGCUCCAAAGAAACCAAAGACAGCUGCUAAGAGGUCUAAAAUCCCAAAACGUAAGAGGAACAUUCUCAGGGACCCUCAUGAUAAAAGGUCAGGGACCAAAUUAAAAUCCUUUAAUAACAAUUUCCCUUCUAAACAGAGGAACAGGUCUAAGAAAAGUCUUGAUCCAAAUUCCAACUUAGAGGAAGGAUAUUGUGAGAUACUACCUCUCAGAUCAAAAGAGAGAAUGAAUCUUAUGGAAAAGUCAACAUCUUUCGUAAAGAACAGAGGGUUAAAUAAGGGUAAUACCUAAUG